AUGCCUAUAAUAUCUAAUUUCAAUUGGAGAGGAACCACCUCUUGGAAUCUUUUAAUCAUUCUAAUUACUGUGCUUAAGCUUGCUGACUCGAUAACUAUUCCAAAAGAUGAUGAUAUUAUUACCAUUAAUGUUACAAUGUCGAAUGUGACAACAGCAAAAGAAGAUCAAUAUGCAUAUGUUCAAUAUCUAUUACCUGAUGAAGAACUAACCAUUAUUGGUUAUUUGCCUUUGGUUGAUAUGAAUAUAGUUCAUCAUAUGAUUACAUAUGCUUGUUCAAUUCCAGCUUCGAAUAGAUCAUUUUGGUUUGACGGUUUGGCGUGUAUUGGGAAACAACUCAUCGUACAUGUAUGGGCUCUCAAUGGACAUCCAUUAAUAUUACCUAACGAUGUGGGCUUUGUUGUCGGUCGUAAUACACCAUAUAAGUUUAUUAUAGUUAAUCUUCAUUAUUUAUCAAUUGUUACGGAUGAUAAUUCUGGUAAUCAACUUCUUGUUAGUCGAAAGUCACGUCCGUAUCGCGCAGGUAUAAUGCUCAGUGGUACACACCAUUUUUAUCUACCACCUAAAACACAUAGACGAGUGAAUUCAUUGUAUCGAAUACGUGGUGAAAAUAUCACACAGAUCAUCAGAGGUAGUCCACAACGACCUCAAUCAUUUUAUGUACUUCCAUCACAAGUAUCGAUUGAUAAUGGUGAUUAUCUUGUCGGUGAAUGUGUGUACGAUAAUGAUGAUGAUCAUGCUGUCAAUGCUGGAGCAUCACAUGAUGACGAAAUGUGCAACAUAUACGCAAUGUAUUCGUAUAAAUUUGAACAAAUAUCGAAUGAUAGUACAGCACACACUCGACGUCGAACAACAGCGUGCUGGGGUAAUACGGCUGCUCAUAUGGCCCGGUUACUUUUUGAUGAUAAUGUCACCAUUACAACUGUACCGUAUGCUAUUCAGAAGAUAAGUCACAUUAAUAAGACACAUGCGGAACAUACAAUACAACUGUCGAUGACUACGAUCUUCACCGUAACCACUUCACCACUCAUUUCGAUCGACGACGAUGAUCCGCCGCAAAGUCAUAUCCUCUUUCAGAAAACGGUAAUUGGAUUGAAAGAUCAACGCACGAGCAUUGGCAUUCAUAUUUACCUGGAUUUGCUCUUGUUCCUUGGACAAACAUUGACAGUUUUUAAUUGGUAUGAAGUUUGCUUCUGUGAAUGA
Messenger RNA from Adineta ricciae, 1200 nucleotides. The record is from the annotation of a GenBank genome assembly. Lineage: Eukaryota; Metazoa; Rotifera; Eurotatoria; Adinetida; Adinetidae.